Liolophura sinensis is the source of this 3437-nucleotide messenger RNA. RefSeq names its product peroxisomal targeting signal 1 receptor-like. Gene Ontology annotation, cellular component: cytosol; peroxisomal membrane. The record is from RefSeq and is a predicted model, not a curated record. Gene Ontology annotation, molecular function: protein binding. Gene Ontology annotation, biological process: protein import into peroxisome matrix, docking. The transcript has 17 exons. Bases 160 to 1995 code for a protein of 611 amino acids. Lineage: Eukaryota; Metazoa; Mollusca; Polyplacophora; Chitonida; Chitonidae.
UGAAAGUGUUCCGAAUGGUCGCCCUAUGUCAGAAGUUCGGUAAAGAUGGUAAACUUGGAUAUUGAAAGUUUUCUGUGGUUUUUGGGCAAGCCGUGAGCUGAUCUGUGUGUUCCAUCUGUGCUUUUCCAUCACUGUGGCAUCCAGUGUAUUGUCUUAAAGAUGGCCAUGCGGGAUCUGGUGGAUCGGGACUGUGGGGGAUCAAAUGCUCUGAUGAAACUCACCACUCAUUUCACCCACGACAGAGCAUUAAGACAGGAAGGAAUUCAGUAUGCCACCCCAAGAGCUCAUGGCCCAACUGCAAAACCAUUUGGGGAGGCAUCAGAAGCUGAGCUGGUGGAUGAGUUUUUGUCCACCCAACAGAUCCACGCUGCGCCUCAGACCUUCCACAUGGGCAGUUUGCUCCAGGAGAUGAGGGAGAUAGAGGAAGCAGAGCAGAGAUAUGUACCUCAGAGAGCCCCAGGUAUCGCCGACAUGGCGCAGGCAGCUAAUUGGGCAGAAGAAUUUGUUGGAGAGGAGCCAGGCAGAUCAAGUGACCAAUGGGCAUCAGAGUUAGUCCAUGAAAGGGGAAAUGUACCAGUGCGGAAUGAUGAUGUGAGAUGGGCACAAGAUUACUUGGCAAUCACAGAACCAAAGACAUGGACGGAUGAAUAUGAAACACAGUUCAACAAUCCCAAAUGGGUGGAGGAAUAUAAGGGGGAAGAGGAUGAGUUGGCAAAAACAGCAAACGAACUCCUGGGCACCAUAGAUAAUCCAAAAUUUAAUAAUUCUGAGUUUCUUAAAUUUGUUAAGAGGAUAGGAGAUGGAGAGCUGACUAUUAAAGAUAAUGAAGUCAUAGAGAAAUCAACUGCUGAUCAGUGGGUGCAGGAGUUUGAGAAAGAGUCUAAAACAUUGGUUGAUCGUUGGGAGGAGGAAUUUGUCAAACAACAGGCCAAAGUAGGAGAACCCAUCACAGAUGAAGAGUUUUGGAGCCGCUUAAAGGAUACCUGGGGACAGGUCGACCAAUCUCAGGACUCAGGGCACCCCUGGCUAACAGAAUUUGAGCAGACUCAGGAUCCGUAUCAGGAGUACAAGUUUGAGGAAGAUAAUCCAUUAAAAGAUCAUGAGAAUCCAUUCCAGGAGGGUGUGGACAGACUGGCAAUAGGGGACAUUCCUAAUGCUGUACUCUGUUUUGAGGCAGCUGUACAGAAAGAUGAGAAUCAUGUGGAGGCCUGGCAGUAUUUAGGAACUUCUCAGGCUGAGAAUGAACAAGAACCAGCGGCUAUUGCAGCCCUCAAACGGUGUGUUAAGCUUUCCCCAGAUAACCUCACAGCCUGGAUGGGACUAGCUGUCAGCUAUACAAAUGAGUCACUUCAGCCACAGGCUUGCCAUGCCCUUAAAACAUGGCUUCGGCACAACCCACCUUACUCUCACUUGGUGACUGACAUGACAGAUGAAGACAAGCAGCCUGUUGUGUCUUCAUACAUGCACAGCUCUCAGAUGAUGGCUGUCCAGGAAUUGUAUUUACAAGCGGCCAGGCUAUCUCCAGAUAAUAUUGAUCCAGAUGUUCAGAGUGGCCUGGGAGUGCUGUUUAACCUGAGUGGGGAGUAUGACAAGGCUGUAGACUGUUUCACAGCUGCCCUUCAGAUCAGACCUAAGGAUGCUCUAUUGUGGAACAGACUGGGUGCGACCUUAGCCAAUGGGAACCGCAGUGAGGAGGCUGUGGAUGCCUAUCACAAUGCUCUGGAAAUCUCCCCAGGCUUCAUCCGAUCUCGGUACAACCUGGGCAUUGCAUGUAUAAACCUAGGUGCCCACAGGGAGGCUGUUGAACAUUUCCUGGCAGCACUAAACAUGCAGCGCGAGAGUAAAGGCCCCAAAGAUGAGCGCUCAGCCAUGUCAAACAAUAUCUGGAGCACAAUGCGUAUGGCGAUAUCAUUACUAGGCCGAUCAGACUUGUAUGAUGUGUGUGAGAAAGCUGAUCUUGAUAGAUUAAAUCAGGAAUUUGGAAUGAGUGUAUGACCUUUACCUGCAGUGCCUGAAGGUCGAGCGAUACCUUAUCUAUUCAGGAAAUGUAUCAUCUCUAGGACGUGUCCGAGAACUGCUGAGUCACUCCUGCCACAAUCGAUAUUACCUGGAGUAUUAAAGUUGAUCUUCUCCUGACAUUUCUGUUUUAUAAUUUGUUGUAAUAUAUGUGUAUAUUAAGGAAUGAAAGAAUGUAUGAUUAUGGCAAUAUUUCAGCCAUUUUGUGGCAAUAUGUGUAUUAAAACUGAUUAUAAUGUGAAGAACUAGGUAUGCAUGAUUAUUUGCUUGGAUAUGUGUCUGUAGUAAGUUACGAUAAAGUUACAUUUUUUUUUGCACAUUUUUAAUUUAAUUACUUUUUUUAAGACGGAGAAACACAUUUUUGUGAAAGGCUAAACCAUUUGUAACAUGUUUUCAUUUGAUUAUUGUUGCAAUAUUUUCCUUUGUAACCAAACAUAUCUCCUCUGUUGAAAUUUACUUUUUGUGCUUCUCUGCAGUAUUCUUAUUGGAGGUUCGUAAAAAAAAUGAUUUUGAAUGAUGUUUUUGUAGUAAGUUGUUAUGAACAGUUGUGUCUGUAAGAAUGUACUGAUGACUUAUUUGGUUGUGAUUAUUAGAAAUAUCUAAAAGUUUCCAGUGAAAGAAACGGUAGUGAUGUCAAUCAGUAGACACCUGAGUAAGAACAGGUGGCACAAUUCACUACAAAGAGAAUUGUGUAUUAAAAGUGUCUGAUUUACUGAACGCAAAUAGGAAGAUAUAAAUUCAUUGUUUAUCCGUUAGUGUGUGAAAGGAACUAAAUAAAGCAGUUCUGAUACACAUUGAUUUAUCAGUAUAUACAGGUUACGAAUCAUGUGAAAUACAUGUACAUUUGUGUGCAUGUAUGCAUGGGACAGUUGUGGCGAUCUAAAUCAUGUACUAACGUGUCGCCUAGUGUAAGUAUAUAAAUGUACAUAAUGAAGUACAUGUAACUAUUUUACCUCUGUUAAUUGCUUAAGUGAUCUAAAUAUCUCUUACUUAUUGAUGUAUACAUGUACAUAUUGUUUUAUAUAUAGUUGUAAACUGGCUAGUCAGUGUUCCUGCCUUCAACAUGUUCAAAAUCUAGGGGACACAAAUUUCAUGAUUAAAGGAAACAUUAACACCAGUAUUUUUGUAUACGGUUUUCACAUUUAGAAUGAGUGGGGUGAGUCUACUUCUAAUAGUCUGUUCACACAGUGAAUGUUAAAUAAAUUUGUGUGAUUAGCCUCGAAGCGUGAAGGCCUUAUAAAAUAGGGUGAAAAAUAGGGUGCUAAUUGAAGCGUAAAAAGUCACACUGUGUCAAGUUACUAAGCCAGUCACUGACAGAUUUUCAAAGUCGGAGAAAAUUAUUGUUACAUGUACCAAAAUAGACUGGUACAUGGAACUAUGUGCUCAUUAAAUGCAAAAUUUAAUAAAAUAAAUGCAAUGAA